Messenger RNA from Cotesia glomerata, 518 nucleotides. RefSeq names its product protein rtoA-like. The transcript is spliced from 2 exons. The record is from RefSeq and is a predicted model, not a curated record. Bases 87 to 449 code for a protein of 120 amino acids. NCBI's taxonomy places the organism in Eukaryota, Metazoa, Arthropoda, Insecta, Hymenoptera, Braconidae.
GUAAGUCUUUAUAAAGAUCAGACAACUACUUUUGCCAGCAUUGCUUCCCAGUUUUUCUUCACCUACUUUUCUACGACCCAUAAAAAAUGUCUCGUUACAAUUUCUUCUUAUUCGCUGCCGCUUUAAUGGCAUGUGUCUACAUUAGCAAUGCAAACCCUGUGAAACGUCAAGCGAAAAUGGGUUCAAGUCCUAUGGAUUCAGAUUCUUUAGGAUCAAAUUCUUCUGGGUCAGACUCAUCAGCUCCACCACCAAGUUCAGGGUCAGAAUCUUCUUCAUCAGAUUCAGGAUCAGGUUCUUCAGGAUCAGGAUCUUCAGGAUCAAGUUCAUUCACUACUGGCGGGUUAUUCGCAACUCUAGCAAGAUUUAUUGCAAAACUUCCAGUUGCUGGUGGUAUAGCUUCUACGAUAACCGACCCCAUUUUGAUUAAUCUUGGAAAAUUCUUAGGAUAAUUUAAUCAUUUUUCAUUAAACUUUUUUUUCAACGUCUUAAUUUUAUUUAUAAAUUUUUAUUAUGCAUUU